Messenger RNA from Candidula unifasciata, 393 nucleotides. The record is from the annotation of a GenBank genome assembly. NCBI's taxonomy places the organism in Eukaryota, Metazoa, Mollusca, Gastropoda, Stylommatophora, Geomitridae.
CUCUUGUAUGAAACAAGACAUCCAAAGAAGGCUUCCCGUGUAAUUAUUGAGAAAUAUUACAUCAAGGAGACCAAUGACUUCCACACAAACAAGCGAGUGUAUAGGGAGAGAGAGAGAGAGAGAGAGAUUGCUGGAUUUGUUACACAUCUGAUGGAGAGGAUUCUAAAGGGUCCGGUGAGGAAUAUCAGUGAUAACUAUGAACCAGAGAUUUCUGCUCUUGGGCUGGACAUUAUUGAAAUUGAUCUAGACACCAAAGCGAUGUUGAAUGCACUGGACUUUGACAAGCUUCCGCACCUUCAAGUCACCCAGCCCACUCCUGCUUUCGUUGGAGGAAGGCAAACACCAGCUGGUUUGAGGACAUACAUAUCAGGCAUGAAGAAAGUCACGAUUUGA